This is a messenger RNA of Symbiodinium natans, 239 nucleotides long. Lineage: Eukaryota; Dinophyceae; Suessiales; Symbiodiniaceae. The record is from the annotation of a GenBank genome assembly.
GAGCAGCUCCUGAGCGACGCGUCAGCGAUGGAAGUGGGUGCGGCGGUGGCAGUGCUCGAGCAUGUCGCCGUGGCGAGGCACCAAGAGCCCGAGCUCUUCAUGCUCGCGGCGCGCCAGGCCAUGCGAACGCUGGAGCCACGCGGGCCCGCAUUCUGGACCACGGCCGUGCGACUUCUUGGCCUUUGUGGCCGGGGUGGCUUUGAGGCGAGCAGCGAGGUCAUGGAGCAGCUGGCGUUACU